GCUGCACAAGAUCGAAGAGCAGAGCAGCAGGCUGAGGUUGGGUCGAGGAAGAAGAGACGACGAUGGUGGACGUGGUGAACGGCGUGUUCAACUGGGUGGCGACGCCGGCCAUGGUCGGCAGCCUGCUGCUCUUCUACCCGCCCUACUACCUCUUCAGGACCGUCUACUCCUUCCUCUCCUACCUCUUCCCGGAGGACCUCACGCGCAAGGUCGUGCUCAUCACCGGCGCCUCGUCCGGUAUCGGCGAGCAAUUAGCAUACCAGUAUGCACUGAAGCGGGCAUCAUUGGUUCUUGUUGCAAGAAGGGAAUGGAGCCUCCGGAAAGUCGCUGAUCAAGCUUUCGAGCUUGGAGCACCUGACGUGAUCAUUCUUCCAGGCGACGUUGCGAAUCCUGAAGACUGCAAAAGAUUUGUCCAGGCAGCAAUCGAUCACUACGGGCGACUGGACCAUCUUGUAUGCAAUGCUGGCAUCGCAAGUGUUGGUGCUUUUCAGGAGAUUCCAGAUGUUACUAACUACAGAUCUCAACUAGAUGUGAACUUCUGGGGUUCAGUGCAGUCAACUUUUGCCGCUCUCCCUCAUCUUAAAAGGAGCCGGGGAAGAAUCGUUGUUACUGCAUCAGCAACCGGAUGGAAUCCUGUUCCACGGAUGAUCUUCUACAAUGCUGCCAAUGCUGCACUCAUAAACUUCUACGAGACGCUGCGGACGGAGCUCGGUAGCCAAGUGGGCAUCACAAUAGUGACACCUGGGUGGAUCGAGUCGGAGAUGUCGAAAGGGAAGUUUCUCAAGGAUCAUGGUGAAAUGGAGGUUGACCAAGAAAUGCGAGAUGCUCAAAUUGGUUUAUUUCCAGUGGAGUAUGCGAAGAACUGCGCAAAAGCCAUGGUGCAAGCAGCUCGGCAGGGCGAGCGCUAUCUCACGCUGCCGUCAUGGUUCAGCACAAUGUACCUGUGGAGGGUAUUCGCGCCGGAGAUCGUCGAGUUCUGCUACCGCCUCUUGUACAUGCACCGCCAUGGCGGCAACCAAGCCGACGCACCGAGCAAGAAGAUGGCUGAGGCUGGUGCAAAGCAGCUCUUGUAUCCGACAUCGCUGCGCUCUGCAGAGAUCAAGGACGACUGAAUGCCCCGUGCUUCUGAGCAUCAGCAUCGGUACAUUGCUCUGAACGAGAACUCCUCUGCAGGUCUGAACCUUCCAUCAAAAUGGAUCAUAUAGACCAAUCUCUGUAUGAACUGUGGCUGUGAACAUCAAAAUAAGUUCUGUGCUAGUCUGAAAGUUUGAAUAAGUUCUGUGCU
Molecule: messenger RNA, 1285 nt
Organism: Oryza brachyantha (malo sina)
Lineage: Eukaryota; Viridiplantae; Streptophyta; Magnoliopsida; Poales; Poaceae
Product: 11-beta-hydroxysteroid dehydrogenase A-like
Exons: 6
Coding region: 63-1112 (349 amino acids)
Source: RefSeq, a predicted model, not a curated record